CCGCCGUACGGCCUGUCGGCUGUGCCGGGCGGCCGCCGCCAUGGAUUACCGCGCUGAGGUGAUGAGGCAGGCCGUGCCCGGGCAGUUCGAUGACGCGGAGUGCUCCGACGGUGACCUUGCAGAAGAUGCAGAAAUAAUUCAGGAAGAUGAGUUUGCUGAGAAAUGCCGGUCAAGCUUGUGCAAAGGGAUCAACGUGAAGGAAGGAGAUAGUGAUGAUGACAGUGUUGAUGAAGAGGAAGAAGAUGAUGAUGAUGAUGACUGGGACUGGGAUGAUGAGAUGGGAAGACUCAUGAAGUGCCACACUGCUGCUGGAUGCAAUCAGCAGGCAAAUAGGCAGACCCCUAGUUGCUAUUCAGCAAAAAUGUCUACCCCUACAGACAAGGCUUUGAGGAAAUUUGAACAUAAAAUUAAUUUAGAUAAGCUGAAUUUUGAUGACUCUGUUAUAAACAGAGUCACAGAAAAGUCUAGACAGAAGGAAGCAGACAUGUGCCGAGUCAAAGAUAAGUCAGACAGAGCAACAGUAGAGCAAGUGUUGGACCCAAGGACCCGAAUGAUUCUGUUCAAGAUGCUGAGUAGAGGUGUCAUAUCAGAGAUCAAUGGCUGCAUCAGCACAGGGAAAGAAGCUAAUGUGUACCAUGCCAGUACUGCAAAUGGAGAGAACAGAGCAAUAAAGAUUUACAAAACCUCUAUUUUGAUGUUCAAGGAUCGGGAUAAGUAUGUGAGCGGUGAGUUCAGAUUUCGUCAUGGAUAUUGUAAAGGCAACCCAAGAAAAAUGGUGAAAACAUGGGCUGAAAAGGAAAUGAGGAAUUUAAUAAGGUUGAAUACAGCACAAAUACCUUGCCCAGAGCCAAUUAUGCUAAGAAGUCAUGUGCUUCUCAUGGGCUUUAUUGGUAAAGGAGAUAGGCCUGCUCCUCUGCUGAAGAAUGCUCAGUUAUCUGACUCAAAAGUCCGGGAGCUGUACCUGCAGAUCAUCCAGUACAUGAGAAGAAUGUACCAAGAUGCCAGACUUGUUCAUGCAGAUCUCAGUGAAUUCAAUAUGCUGUACCACAGUGGGGAUGUGUACAUCAUUGAUGUCUCCCAGGCAGUGGAGCAUGACCACCCACAUGCACUGGAGUUUCUGCGAAAGGAUUGUGCCAAUGUUAAUGGCUUUUUCCAGAAGCACAAUGUUGCAGUGAUGACUGUGAGGGAACUGUUUGAGUUUAUUACUGAUCCUUCUAUCACAAGUGAGAACAUUGAUGACUAUCUGUCAAAGGCAAUGGAAAUAGCAUCAAAAAGAACAGAGGAGGAGAGAUCCAGCCAAGAUAAAGUGGAUGAGGAAGUGUUCAAGAAGGCUUACAUACCUCGAACUUUGACUGAAGUUAAAAACUAUGAGAGAGAUGUGGAUAUAAUGAUGAAAUUGAAAGAAGAGGAUUUGGCAUUGUGUGUUCAGCAAGAUAAUAUUCUCUACCAGACCGUGACAGGAUUGAAGAAGGAUUUGUCUGGUGUUCAGAAGAUUCCUGCACUUCUAGAGAAGAAGACGGAUGAGUCAGAAACAGGCUCUGAUGAUGAUGGUGGCAGCUCAGAGGACUCUGACUCAAGCUGUAAAGAAUUUCGGCAUCCCAAAGAUCUUCCAGCUGUAGUUACUAUGGAUAAAAAGGUUGGUGGAUGUGGCUCCUGGUGAACCACCCUUUGUCCAGGAAACUGAGACCACCUGAUGCUUGCAGCUGGAGACUUGGUGACAAUGUCUGUACUACAGUGGCUUUUGUCAUACUGUUGGUACAGGCUGACAGGCACUGCUGCAGGGAGAAGACUGAAAGCAGAUGUGCGAGGGAAAUAACGUGUUUUUCAGGUUUUGUUUUCCAAACUACAGAACAAAUAUGCUUAGUUCUUGUGAUGCUUUUCUGUGGAGUCACCCCCAUGGGUGAGAGCCUGGUGGCAGCUUUUUAGGUGCUGUGCAAAAGAAAGAUGAAACUUGCCAGCUUAAGGUAUUAGAGUUGUGGGGGUUUGUUAGGUUUGUGGGUCUGUUUAUAUUUUUUUCUUUUCUCCCUUAGGAAAGAUAAUGGGUUUCAAAUCCAUGAAAUAAAAUGGCAGUGCUCUUCUAGAUGCUUUUUGUACUAAUCUAAAGCUGCUACCUUUCAGAUCUGAAGCAGGGAGGUCUUGGUCACUUCUCAGCAUUGUGGAUAAGUCUUUACUGUCUAGCAGGAAUUCCAGUGUAUUGCAGUCACGUAGCAUCCUUUCUAGCCAAUCCUGAUGAUGACUGGAUUGCUCUGAGUUACCAGCAGUUACUAGAUCACUAUUUUUGUUUGAGUAAAAACACAUCCUACCGUAGCCCCUAGGGGUAGCAGAAAACUUGGAUCAGGCUUUCUAUUGGAAUCUUUGCUAUAAAUAGCAUGAGUUGAGUGCAUCUUGUUGCUUUUCUUCAAAGGCUGCAUGAAAGUCAGGUUUUAACUAGUUUGAAUUUUGUACUGUCAUUACCAGUGUGCAAUUCCACCCUCAUAUUAUGCUUCCUUUCUCCUUUCCUCUCUCCCUCUCAAAGUUAUUUUCAUUAGACCUGCAUUUUUGAUGUGAUGUAUUAAUUAACUUAGAUUGAUAGGCCUGCUCAAACCUCCUAUUCCUGCUGGCUUUGAA
Molecule: messenger RNA, 2607 nt
Organism: Tympanuchus pallidicinctus (lesser prairie-chicken)
Lineage: Eukaryota; Metazoa; Chordata; Aves; Galliformes; Phasianidae
Gene: RIOK1
Product: RIO kinase 1
Exons: 17
Coding region: 41-1660 (539 amino acids)
Biological process (GO): maturation of SSU-rRNA
Cellular component (GO): cytosol; preribosome, small subunit precursor
Molecular function (GO): ATP binding; protein serine/threonine kinase activity
Source: RefSeq, a predicted model, not a curated record